This is a messenger RNA of Centruroides sculpturatus (bark scorpion), 4790 nucleotides long. RefSeq names its product ATP-dependent DNA helicase Q4-like (gene RecQ4). The record is from RefSeq and is a predicted model, not a curated record. The transcript has 26 exons. Lineage: Eukaryota; Metazoa; Arthropoda; Arachnida; Scorpiones; Buthidae. Gene Ontology annotation, cellular component: cytoplasm; nucleus; chromosome. Gene Ontology annotation, molecular function: nucleic acid binding; ATP binding; 3'-5' DNA helicase activity. Gene Ontology annotation, biological process: DNA replication; double-strand break repair via homologous recombination. The coding region runs from base 258 to 3974 and encodes 1238 amino acids.
AGAACUAUUGUUCGGAAAAGUUUAAGUCAUGUGACAAUACAGUACUAGCAUUACCCGCCAUUUUCAAAUGUCUAUCAUGUGCUAUUAUAAGUAUACGAAAGGCUAGAGUCAUCCAUAUGAACCCGGAUAGAAGAAGGAUGAGAAAGUACACGGAAGUUAUGCAAUGGUUUUGUUAAUAACAUACCAAAAGAAUGCUGUGAGAAGGUAACUGUUAUAUAUAAUAAAGUAAAUAUUAUCUAAGUGAUAAACAAGUACAAAUGGAAGAAAAGACGAAAGACGAUUUAAUGAAAUUAAAAAUUAAGAUUAAAAAAUGGGAAUCGAAUUUUUACCGACAGAAUAAGCGGAAACCUGAUAAAAAUGACGUGAAAAAUGCAUCUGAGGAAAUUCAAGAGUGGUACGAAACAUACUGGCAUCUCCGAAAUAAUAGUCACAGAAAUAAAAUUUGCUUAGCUGAAGACAAUGAAGUAUUUAGUUCAAGUUUCAAUAAAUCUAGCAAAAGUGAAAAUAAGUCAAUAUUAAGUAACGUUUCUUCAACCUUAAGCACUUAUAGUCAUAAAUUACAACAAUAUGCCAAAAAACAGGAUGAAUUUCUAAAGAUGAAUUUACAUUUAAAACCAGAUAACAAUAUAAAUAACUCCGAAGAAAAUGUUAAUUUAUUAAGUUCUGACUUAAAAGCUGAAAAUGACAAAAAUGUAGAUAAUAAUACUAUAAGUGAAGAACUGAUUGAAAAAGACAACAAUUACUUAAAUGUAAAUAAUAUGCAAUUAUCAAACUUUAAAAUAUAUAAGUACAAACGUCCAAUUAAUGCCUGGUCAUUAAAAAAUUCUAAUAAAAUACAAAAUAAAUUUCUUCAUUAUCAAAAAAAUAAAAUAGAUAUUGAAUGGUUAGAGAGGUGUUUGGUAGAAGAAAAAAAUGAAAAAGAAAACCAUUUUCAAGAUUUAGACAGAACUAUAAAAACAAAUGAAAAUCAAGUAACUCAUCAUUUUGAAGAGCUUUCAUCAAACAAUAAUAGAAUGCAAGUUGAUUCAUGUGAAAAUGUUUUUGAAAAUAGAUCAAAUAAAAAAGAAAUUGCUUUAGAUAGUGAUAAUAGUGAAUGUCAAAAUAAUGAUAAUCAAUAUUGUUCUGGAAAUGAUCAUCAAUCACCUCUUAUUGAUUCUUUAAAUAGAGAAGAAAUUAAAGAAACAAACAAUAAUCUACAGAAUAAUAAAACUGAAACAGAAAAUAUUAAGUUUUCUCAUCUGAAAAGAAAAUUAUCAACAGGUACAAUUAAUGAAAAUUAUAUUAAAAUCAAUAUUAAAAAGAAGAAAUUUGUCAGAGGAUAUAAACAUUUUUCAAUUAAACAGUAUAAAAAAGUAAAAUGGAAAAAUAUUAAAAAGCAAAAAGAAGGAAACUAUUCUGUAUCUUCAUCAACAUGUUUUAAUUGCAAUAGAAAAGGCCAUUGGUCAAGAAAUUGUCCAGAAAGAAAAGAUACAUUUCUUGAAGAAAUGACCUUAAGUGGUGAUUUACCUCUUCCCACACUACAAGAAGCAAAAGACUUAGCUCAAGGGUUUAAAACAUCUACAUCAAUAACUCGGAUUAUGCCUAAAGAAACAACAUUGAUACAGAUUGAAUCUAUAUUGAAUAAAACUGACACUGAUAGUACUGAAUUAAAUAAUCUAUUAAUGCCUCAACAGACUGUUAGUCCUGUUUUUAAUCUUCUCAACGGAAAAGUCAUAAAGACUCCCAAUUAUACAUUCCUUGAAGAAAUGACCUUAAGUGGUGAUUUACCUCUUCCCACACUACAAGAAGCAAAAGACUUAGCUCAAGGGUUUAAAACAUCUACAUCAAUAACUCGGAUUAUGCCUAAAGAAACAACAUUGAUACAGAUUGAAUCUAUAUUGAAUAAAACUGACACUGAUAGUACUGAAUUAAAUAAUCUAUUAAUGCCUCAACAGACUGUUAGUCCUGUUUUUAAUCUUCUCAACGGAAAAGUCAUAAAGACUCCCAAUUGUGUUUUUCAAGCAUUGCAUAAAAUGGGACAUUCCAUUUUCCGAUCUGGUCAAGAAGAAGCAAUAAUGAGAAUAUUAAGUGGUCUAUCUUCUUUGAUAAUAUCAUCCACUGGUUCAGGAAAAUCAUUAUGUUAUCAAUUACCAGCUUACAUAUAUGCACAGCAUUUCAAAUGCUUCACAUUAGUGAUUUCACCUUUAGUAUCAUUAAUGGAGGAUCAGAUUAAAAGAUUACCACAGUGUAUAAAAGCAGUGUGUGUUCAUAGUGGAAUGAAUGUAGUACAACGGCAGGAAGCUUUUGAAGCAAUUAUAAAUGGAGAAGCUCAGAUAUUAUUGUUAUCCUCUGAAGCUAUUGUUGGAUAUGAAAACUCCAAUAAUUUCUUACCUUCAAAUCUUCCGCCAAUUGCUUUUGCUUGCAUUGAUGAAGCUCAUUGUUUGUCAGAAUGGUCUCAUAACUUUCGACCUUCUUAUCUUCAGUUACGAAAAGUUUUAACAAAGAAACUUGGAGUAAAAUGCCUCUUAGCUUUGACUGCAACAGCAACUAAAUACACAGCAGUAGAUAUAGCUCAACAUCUAGAAAUUGAUAUCAAAAAAGGAAUUAUAGGGGAAACUACAUUACCAGAAAAUUUAUUUCUGUCUGUCUCUUGUCCUAAGUAUCGUGAUGAGGCAAUAAUUGAAUUACUAAAAGAUGAAAAUUUUGUAAAAUGUAAUUCAAUUAUCAUUUAUUGUACUAGAAGAGAGGAUACAGAAAGAUUGGCUUCUUUCAUACGUACGCAAAUGCAAUAUGUUGAAAUAUGUCCAGAAAAAGUAGUAGAAAAAAAUGGAAAAAGGAAAAAGAGAAUUUUGAACUGGAAUGCAGGAGCAUAUCAUGCAGGUUUAACUAUGGCUCAAAGAAAAACUAUUCAAAAUUCUUUCAUGUCUGGUAAGGCAAAUGAUAUGAAUGAACUUCAACGUCAUAUUUAUGCAAAUAGUAUAGACAGACAUGUAAUCCGGAGAUUUUUGGCAAAGUUAUUUAAUCACACAAAAGUUUGCCCAUCAAAAAAUAUAUCUCAGAAUACAACAGAAUAUGAAACUCAUCCCUGUCUUGGUCAUGAAAUUGCUAUUCCCAUAGAACCUAUUGUUCAAGAUUUAGAUAUUAAAGAAGAAAAUCUUUUAACACUUUUAUGUUAUAUAGAAAUAAAUUAUCCAGACAUUCUAGAAGUUCUAUGUCCAAUACAUGCAUACUGUUCAAUUAACUGUUACAAGGGCUAUAAACAACUUGUUAUGGCAGCAAAAAAAUGUGCUCCAUUAGCUGCAGCAUUGGCAUUAAAUCAAAUUGAUAUUAACAAAGACAAAUUAAAUCAAGUUAAAUUUUCUGUAAUAGAAAUUGCUGCUGAAAUGGAUUGGGAUUCCAAACUCAUAAUAAAAGCAUUAAAAAAAUUAGAAUGGGAUAAUGAAAAUUCAGAAAAGAAUAAUAAAAAGACUGGAAUAAUAGUGAAAUUUUCUGAUUUGUCCUUCCAUAUAAGAAUAAAAUGUAAUUUAAAUGAAAGUAAAAAGGAUGAACUAUUGGAAUUUUUAUAUAAUAAAGUCAUAGAACAAGAAAGAUAUGAAUUAAAUAAAUUACAAAAACUUCACUCUUUGUUUAACAGUGUGUCUUUUCCAACUAUAACAUUUAAUUCAGAACAGAGUACUGAAUUAAAAACUCAUUUAUGCAAGUAUUUUAAAUCUGAAACAAAGAUGGAAAUUGAUUCAUUAAAUAAAGGCAACAAUAUUCAAAUGGAAUCUGAAACGUUGGAUGAAAUUCGGAACACCAUCAGCAAUCUUGUCUGCACUUAUCAAGAUCAGAACUUUACCGGAAGAGCAGUAGCACGAAUAUUACACGGAAUAGGAAGUCCACGUUUUCCUUCAGAAAUAUGGAGUAGAGUGCACAAAUUUUGGAGAUGCUAUCUUAAUGUUGAUUUUAAUUAUUUAAUUCAGAUUGCAAAUCAAGAAAUAUUAAGAUUAAGAUGAUUUUAUAUAAUAAAAAUUUUACCUAUAUAUAAUUUAUGAAAAUUUUAAUAAAUAAACCCAAGAGACGACCUUCUAGAAGUAUCAAAUUCUUUUUAAUUUUUGAUUUCUCAAAAAUAAUUAGUGCUCAUUGUUAGAAUGUUUUUAAGAAUUAGCAUCAAGAUUAUAAAAACACAAUUACACAUUUUACAGCUGUGAACAACAAAUGAAGAUACGUCGUAUAAAUAUGCCUAAUACGCAUUUGGAUAUUUUAUAUCUGAAGACACUUCAAUUUGAUUUUAUUCAAACAAUUGAGAUGGGGGAAAACUUAUUGCGAAGUGUGAAGUACACUGACAGAUCUGGCAGCCAUGUUGAAGAUGUCAACAGUGUGCAACCAGUAAAUGCAAUUUUAAUUUUAUUAUGCAGUAUUUAUGUAUUUUAUUUAUUGUUUUCAUGUGUUAAUUUGUUCUUAGGGCAUUUAAUUGUGUGAUUUUUACCUUAAAUUAUGUAUAUUUACUGUUUUAAGAUUAUCGAAAUGGGUUAUUGCUCAGGAUCUACUAAUGGAUUAAUUCAAUUUCCAUUACUUCUAAUGGGGAAAAUUGAUUCGGAGUUUGAAUGUCCUCCUGGAAUAAAUUGAAUUGGAAACACUACGAGUAAUCAGGCAAUGAAAAUUUCCGAGCCAAUUAGUACUGGAACCAGUGUCCCCCUAAACUGCAGAUGCUUUUGUUUUCUAAGAUAUGUAUUUAUUCUGUUAAUAUAAAUAAAAAAUUCUAAUAUAAAAUAAAAAUAUUUAUUCUUAACACAGCCUUUACAUGUAAAGAAUCUGUAUGUAUUAUAUAU